This is a messenger RNA of Ziziphus jujuba (common jujube), 546 nucleotides long. RefSeq lists its product as uncharacterized. The record is from RefSeq and is a predicted model, not a curated record. Bases 1 to 546 code for a protein of 181 amino acids. Gene Ontology annotation, cellular component: cytoplasm. Lineage: Eukaryota; Viridiplantae; Streptophyta; Magnoliopsida; Rosales; Rhamnaceae. The transcript has 4 exons. Gene Ontology annotation, molecular function: glutathione transferase activity.
AUGGGUUUUUCCUACUACAGAUACGGACAACCUGGAGCAGAGCCUGAUCCCUUGAAUGGAGCAAAAAGACUUAGAGAACUUUAUGUGCUUGCAAGGACAAACGACACUGGAAAGUACACAGUUCCAUUCUUCUUCUUUCCUUCCAUGUUGAAUUUCUCUAAAUAUUACAAUGUUGUAAUGCUCUGUGAGAAUCCAUCUUUGGACCUAUCCCCUUCUCACUUGCAAACCCAAAUCGAUCAAAUCAAUGAAUGGGUGUUCAAUUUGAUUAGUAAGGGUGUAUAUAAAUGUGGUUUUGCUGGGAAGCAGGAGCCUUGUGAUAAGUUCAUUUCAAGUGCAACAAGAAACUCCCGCAUGAGUACCCUAAUCUAUUCAAUUACACUAAAAGCCAUCUUCCAAAUUCGAGGAAUUAGCAGCACAGUCAACAUGGAACACAUAAAGCAGCGUUAUUAUGGAAGCCAACCUACUGUCAAUCCGUUUGGUAGUAUUCCUCAAGGCCCAAAUAUUGAUUACUCUUCUCCUCAUGAUAGAGAGAAGUUUUCUACAUAG